Molecule: messenger RNA, 753 nt
Organism: Nicotiana tabacum (common tobacco)
Lineage: Eukaryota; Viridiplantae; Streptophyta; Magnoliopsida; Solanales; Solanaceae
Source: RefSeq, a predicted model, not a curated record
GUGGCUAAACCCUCCCUUUUGACUGUCUGGGGAAGGAAAACUCAUAAUCUCAGCUCUUAACAAACAAAGAGAUAGAUAUUGGGAGAGAUCGGCAUGGGAGAUGGCAAUACAAGCAGCAGAGGCGGCAAUUCCAAUAGCAGCAAUCGGCCAGAGUGGCUGCAACACUACGAUUUAAUCGGAAAAAUUGGGGAAGGUACUUACGGUUUGGUUUUCUUGGCUAAGAUCAAAGCUAACCGCUCCAAAUCUAUUGCUAUCAAGAAGUUCAAGCAAUCUAAAGACGGCGACGGCGUUUCUCCCACCGCCAUUCGCGAAAUCAUGUUGCUUCGGGAGAUUACCCAUGAGAAUGUUGUAAAGCUUGUCAAUGUUCAUAUCAAUCAAGCUGAUAUGUCCCUUUAUCUCGCUUUUGACUAUGCCGAGCAUGACCUCUAUGAAAUUAUUAGACAUCAUAGAGACAAGGUCAAUCAGGCAAUCAAUCAGUACACAGUCAAGUCCCUUUUAUGGCAACUGCUUAAUGGCCUCAAUUAUCUUCACAGUAAUUGGAUUAUACACCGAGACCUAAAGCCAUCAAAUAUCUUGGUAAUGGGUGACGGAGAGGAACAUGGAGUUAUUAAAAUCGCUGAUUUCGGCCUUGCAAGAAUUUAUCAGGCUCCAUUGGAACCAUUAGCUAAGAAUGGGGUGAGACACACUUGUUAUUGCAACUAUAGCUUCUCCAUCUCUCCUUUUUGGUUUAGCUUGUAAUUGCAACUAUGUGCG